AUGGCGCCGGUGAGCGAGCAGCUGGAGCCGCAGGGCGCGGGGGCAGACCCCGCCGCCGCCGCCGCGACCCCCCUGCCCGGCCCGCCGGCGGGCGAGGAGCCACGGCGGGAGAACGGCGGCGAGUGGCGCCCCGGGAGCGGCGAGAGCGGGGCCCAGCCCCCGGCGGCCCCGGCAGAGGAGGCCCCCGGCAGCCCGGGCUGCACCGGGAGCGCUGCGGCGCCGGAGCCCCCCGAGGGCGGCUGGGGCUGGGUGGUGAUGCUGGCCGCCAUGUGGUGCAACGGCGCCGUCUUCGGCAUUCAGAACUCGUGCGGGGUCCUCUUCGUCUCCAUGCUCCGGCUCUUCGGCAGCAGCGACGACAAGCAGCUGGUCUUCAAAACAGCGUGGGUGAGCUCUCUUUCCAUGGGAAUGGUCUUCUUCUGCUCCCCAAUAGUCAGCAUAUUCACAGACCUGUUUGGCUGUCGAAAAGUAGCUGUUAUUGGAGCUGCAGUAGGGCUUGUUGGGCUCCUUUCAAGUUCUUUUGUAAGCACCAUUGAACCUCUGUAUUUCACCUACGGGAUCGUGUUUGCCUGUGGCUGCUCCUUUGCCUACCAGCCCUCCCUGGUCAUCCUCGGGCACUACUUCAAGAAGCGCCUGGGACUGGUGAAUGGCAUUGUCACCGCGGGCAGCAGCCUGUUCACAGUGUCACUGCCCUUCCUCCUCAGGGUCCUCCUCGACUCUGUCGACCUCUUCAACACCUUGAGGGUCCUCUGCAUCCUUAUGUUUGUGCUCUUCCUGGCUGGAUUUACGUACAAACCUCUUAUUCCCAACACCAAAGACAAGGAGGGAGGAAAGAAGGGAAAAUUCAAAUUACCUCCUGCGAAAAAGAUUUGCAAUUUCUCCGUUUUCAAAGUUCUCAGCUACCGAAUCUGGGCUUUAGGGAUUCCAGCUGCACUUUUUGGAUACUUUGUGCCUUAUGUUCACUUGAUGAAUCAUGUAAAAGAGAGAUUUGGUGACAGCGUGCCAGAAGAAGUGCUUCUGCUAUGUCUGGGCAUUACUUCAGGAGUUGGCAGAUUGAUCUUUGGCAGAGUUGCAGAUUAUAUUCCUGGUGCAAAAAAAAUCUAUCUACAGGUGGCCUCAUUCUUUUUUAUUGGGCUGAUGUCUAUGAUGAUUCCACUGUGCAAUGUCUUUGGAGCUCUCGUUGCUGUCUGUCUCUUCAUGGGCCUGUUUGAUGGGUGCUUCAUUUGCAUUAUGGCUCCUAUUGCCUUCGAGCUCGUUGGGGCUCAGGACGUCUCCCAGGCCAUCGGGUUCCUGCUUGGACUCAUGUCAGUGCCUAUGACAGUUGGUCCACCCAUUGCAGGUUUGCUGCGGGACAAGCUUGGCACCUACGACGUGGCGUUUUACCUGGCUGGAGUCCCUCCCCUCAUUGGGGGAGCGAUCCUGUGCUUCAUCCCCUGGGUCCACGAGCGGCAGAAGUUGAAAGCGAGAGCAAAACCUGUUGAUGGAGAAACUACUGAGAAAAUGCUGGAAAAUGAAAGCACUUUGGUGUCGGACACGACAGAAAAGCCAGCCAAAGAACUGGAUUCUGGCUUUUGAUGCUUUUUUUUCUUUUCCCUAUACCAUCCUGACCUCCUCCUACAGAAACCAGAUUUCUACUUGUUGGCUGAAGAUACUGAAGUCUUGAACUAUUGCUCAAAUUGCAGAACUGCUACAAGAAUCUUUUAUACCAUUGACCUUUUUUGACAAGUCUUUGAAUUUGAUUUCAAGCCACAUUUUCAAGGUAUUUGAAGUUUUGUAGCUUUAGUGUGUACGUGCGUAGUGAUUCUGUGUGUGAAGAGAAUAUUUUUCUAAUCCAUCAGAACUGAUUUCUGGAAAUGUGAAAGCUGUUUUUCCUUCACUGACCCAGGGUUCUUCAAUGAUGUCUAUGAUCCAUCCUCUGCAGGCAUGCCCCUGGGUGUUUAUACUGGAUAAUGUAGUAGCUCUUAUGACUGAUCUGUUUUAUUGAAGUUUAUCAUGCUGUUUACAGUCUUCUGUAAUUCUCUAUCAUGAACACAAAUAUGCAUCUUUUUGCUGAAAUGAUUGUUUCAUUAGAAAGCUAAAUUAUUAUACAACUGUUGAAACACUCACUUGUGUUUGCAUUCACCUUUCACAGUAGCCCAAAGAACAUUAAGGAUGGCAUUUUUGAUGGGCUCAGGUUUUGAAUGUGUCCAAACCAAGCUCCAAGUGCAAACACGUUCAGAAGUUAAGCUGCUGAAUAAUAGAUUUUUUUAUUGUUACUAUUAUUAUUGUUAUUAUUAUUAUUAUUAUUUGGUGAAGGCAAUACCCUUAAGAUGUAUGUUUAUAAAUCUUUUUUCAGGCAAACCUCAGAGUAGUGGAUAGUUUUGAAACUGUACUGACUAAUUCUUUGGAGCAGUAUUGUGAAUUAGACUAAAUUUCAAAUUUUUCUGUUGUACUUCUUAGGAUUUCUUUUUUUGUUGUUCGCAAAACCAAGACAGCUUUAAAGGAUACAUUCUAAGUGCAAUACCAAGUUGUUUUUAAUGUGGAAAUAUACAUGAGCUAUUAAAACAACAUUCAGCAAUUCAAGAUUUUUGCACUAUGUGAACAUGCAGGUUUAUUACAGGUCUUUAUAGCUGUGCUCAACUGCCUGUAGAUUAUACGGCUCCGUAUUUUUUUCAAAUAUAAAGAAAUGCCUUUGCAUGUCCUAUUUCUUUCUUAACACCCUAAACUAAUAGCCCC
This is a messenger RNA of Melozone crissalis (California towhee), 2712 nucleotides long. RefSeq names its product solute carrier family 16 member 10 (gene SLC16A10). NCBI's taxonomy places the organism in Eukaryota, Metazoa, Chordata, Aves, Passeriformes, Passerellidae. The coding region runs from base 1 to 1572 and encodes 523 amino acids. Gene Ontology annotation, biological process: transmembrane transport. The transcript has 6 exons. Gene Ontology annotation, molecular function: monocarboxylic acid transmembrane transporter activity. The record is from RefSeq and is a predicted model, not a curated record.